AUGUGUGAAACAGGGCUGAAAGACUGGGCUCAGGAUGGGGACCACAGGAUAAUUCAGGAAGAAACAUCACCCUGUGAAUUGGUGAAAGUAAGACAACAUUUGGUUAUGUAUGGAUAAUCUUCUAACAUUUGUGUGUGUGAGGGGGAGAAAGAGAGAGAGAGUGUGAGAGAUACCAUUCUACCAGAUCACUAACAGGUCCUAUUGCAUUUCCAGCUCCACAUCCCUCUGCGGCUGCUGUGUGGAAGGCUGCUGUUCACCUGUAAUGCUGUGAUGUGGACCUUCUUCUCCAAGGCUCUGAGACCCUCCUCCUCCUCAGCCCGGGCCACGGUCACCACCACCGCAUCCAGCUCAGCUAUCCUCUGUGAGUACGGCAACUGGUUGAUGUCCAUCAGGGGAUGUAUUCAUAAAAUGUCUCAGAGUAGGACUGCUGGACCUUAGGAUCAAUUUCGCCUUUUAGAUCAUAAUGAUUAAGCCAGGGGGAUCUGAUCCCAGAUCAGCACUCCUCCUACUCUGAGACGCUUUAUGAAUACAACCCCAGAUCUCAGUUAUCCACUUUAAAUGAACAACACAUUUACAGUACAGUAGGCCUUUGCAGAAAGUAUAAAAUGUUGGCACUAUAGAACAUUGACCAUAAGACCAUAGUGCAGGGUCAGGCAACCCUGUUCCUGGAGUUCCGCAUGUAUUGCAGGAUUUUGUUCCAACCAGUUACCACACCAGACCAACUGAGCUAAUUGAUCAGUUCAGUGAUUGACUAAAUUCAACACCCUUGGUCUUCUUCCAGUUCGGUUAAAUACAGGCUACUUAGCAGAUCGGGGUUCAGAUUAAGGCCUGUCAAUGUGCAAUCAUUCAGUGAUUUAGGCCUACUCCCUUGCAUGGGAUCACGCAUUGAAUAUAAUUUGGAGUUUAGUGGCCAGUCUCUUUUAUGACUGUGUGAUGUGGAAGGUAGUAGGUAGUAGGAUUCUCUGCGUCUUCGUUGUCCACCCAUUUCACAAUUCCCUGCCUUUUGUAGUCCUGAACAUCUUCGUUAUAUUUCUCAUACUGUGGUACGUUGGAUUGGAACUUUCUUAAAAACCGUCGUUUAAAUAAAAAGAUUCCAACUUUCAUAUGGAACCAAAAAUGGUUAUAUCGCUUGCGUUAAUACAGUGGCUUGCAAAAGUAUUCAUCCCCCUUGGCGUUUUUACUAUUUUGUUGCAUUACAACCUGUAAUUUAAAUUGAUUUUUAUUUGGAUUUCAUGUAAUGGACAUACACAUAAUAGUCCAAAUUGGUGAAGUGGAAUGAAAAAAAUAACUUGUUUCAAAAAAUUCUAAAAAAUAAAUAACGGAAAAGUGGUGCGUGCAUAUGUAUUCACCCCCUUUGCUAUGAAGCCCCUAAAUAAGAUCUGGUGCAACCAAUUACCUUCAGAAGUUAGUUAAAUAAAGUCCACCUGUGUGCAAUCUAAGUGUCACAUAAUCUUAGUAUAUAUACACCUGUUCUGAAAGGCCCCAGAGUCUGCAACACCACUAAGCAAGGGGCACCACCAAGCAAGCAGCACCAUGAAGACCAAGGAGCUCUCCAAACAGGUCAGGGACAGAGUUGUGGAGAAGUACAGAUCAGGGUUGGGUUAUAAAAAAAUAUCAGAAACUUUGAACCUCCCACGGAGCACCAUUAAAUCCAUUAUUAAAAAAUGGAAAGAAUAUGGCACCACAACAAACCUGCCAAGAGAGGGCCGCCCACCAAAACUCACAGACCAGGCAAGGAGGGCAUUAAUCAGAGAGGCAACAAAGAGACCAAAGAUAACCCUGAAGGUGCUGCAAAGCUCCACAGUGGAGAUUGGAGUAUCUGUCCAAUCACUUUAAGCCAUACACUCCACAGAGCUGGGCUUUAUGGAAGAGUGGCCAGAAAAAAGCCAUUGCUUAAAGAAAAAAAUAAUCAAACACGUUUGGUGUUCGCCAAAAGGCAUGUGGGAGACUCCCCAAACAUAUGGAAGAAGGUACUCUGGUCAGAUGAGACUAAAAUUGAGCUUUUUGGCCAUUAAGGAAAACGCUAUGUCUGGCGCAAACCCAACACCUCUCAUCACCCCGAGAACACCAUCCCAGGCCUAAAUCACUGAAUGAUUGCACAUUGACAGGCCUUAAUCUGAACCCCGAUCUGCUAAGUAGCCUGUAUUGCUAAAAUUCAGAGAACACAAGGUAGAAUAUAUGGCAGAUUUCUAUGUGUAGAAGUGUCCAAACUAAGAGGUCCAAUUGCAAACCAAGAGGUCAAAUUACGCACAAUGAGAAUGGCCAGAGUUGCAUUCUGAAUUUCAUCCAGGCCAUUUCUACUUCCAGCAACCAUAGGACACCUUCUGAAGAAAUACGAAAGCGAGCAUACUGUCUGAAGUUACCACAAUCCUGAACGAGUGACUGACUGUACGUGGACGUUUUCAUCUGUGGUGCAGAGCGCGCGCUCAGGCUGCAGCCAACCUCUCCAUGAACGCGAAGGAGAUAGGAGGCUAAUGCAGGACACAGCAAUGCCAUUAUGCUAGUGGACAAAAACUUAAGCAAGGCAUAUUGAUUGAAAACUUGGAAUUUAAUAAUCAAAACACUGUUCUGAAAGUAGGACCUGGAGAACGGACGACUUUGUAUUCGAGCUGCGCAAUGGAGUUGAUACAGGACAGAAAUAACAGUGAAGUGGUGUGUUAGUCUGCACCACGGAUCUUUGAUCUGAUUGGAUCCCGAUCCGAUCGCCAUUCACUCCAUUCCUCCCGCAGCUUAGAAUGCUUAGUCUUAUAAUAUAGAUUGAACAAAAUAAAAAUGCAAUUUUGAAGCCUUACUUUGGCAGUAAAAUUAUAGCAACAAGAGUCUGUAUAUGUUAGAUUAUUAUUUUUUUUAUUUUUUUAUCAUACCAUCUCAUUAGCACUGUGAAUGACUUCAUACCAUUAUUACUCAUUAUUUGUCAUUGAAAACAGGAGGUGAUUCUGGUGAUGUCCUGGGCCUGUUUGAAUGAUUUGUCCAUCAAAAUUAAUGAUCGAAUGUCUACUUGUGUCAGACACAAUGAUGAUGUAAUUUAACACAUUUGGCAUAUGGUUGACAUCACAAUAGCCCACAAGACCGCAGCCAGUGCAAUGCAGGAAAUCAGCCUUGUGCUUAUUGUUAAAAUGACUAAUAAAAAUUGUGUAAAUAAACUCAGCACAAAACAAUUUUUGAAGCAGAAGCCGUGGCGGCAAAUCGGACAGUGAGGAGUCAGACAGGAUGUUCUGGUGCUCACCUCUCUGACUACACAUUUAUAAACAACCUCUGUAGUAAUGAUUCAAUACAGGUACUUUAUAAAUACUUUAUAAAUGUUUUGAGUGAUCAGUGUAAUUUCUCACAAAAACAUGGACAUGCCAUUCCAACAGUACCUGAUGCAACCCCCUAAUGUCGAUGUCCGCGCCCCCGCCGAAAUUUAAUUUGCAUAAUACAUGAGUCCUCAUAAAAAUCUGUCAGUUUAAACUAGAGAUAUCUGUUUUUUUUGCAUUGGAUGUGUCUCAGUCCACCACACUAUGUCGCACUUCUGUAUAUGCAGUGAAUGGUGACAGAUCUAGAGCUGUGUUUGUCAGACCAUGAGACAUCACGAAAAUGGAAGUAUACAGUAUAUGGACACCAUGUACUGCCAAAAAUAAGGGGUUGAAUACAUGUAAAAUAUAUAUAUAUAUACAGUAUAUAUAUAUAUAUAUGUAUAUAUAUAUAUAUAUAUAUACAGUGGGGAGAACAAGUAUUUGAUACACUGCCGAUUUUGCAGGUUUACCUACUUACAAAGCAUGUAGAGGUCUGUUAUUUUUUAUCAUAGGUACACUUCAACUGUGAGAGACGGAAUCUAAAACAAAAAUCCAGAAAAUCACGUUGUAUGAUUUUUAAGUAAUUAAUUUGCAUUUUAUUGCAUGACAUAAGUAUUUGAUACAUCAGAAAAGCAGAACUUAAUAUUUGGUACAGAAACCUUUGUUUGCAAUUACAGAGAUCAUACGUUUCCUGUAGGUCUUGACCAGGUUUGCACACACUGCAGCAGGGAUUUUGGCCCACUCCUCCAUACAGACCUUCUCCAUAUCCUUCAGGUUUCGGGGCUGUCGCUGGGCAAUACGGACUUUCAGCUCCCUCCAAAGAUUUUCUAUUGGGUUCAGAUCUGGAGACUGGCUAGGCCACUCCAGGAUCUUGAGAUGCUUCUUACGGAGGCACUCCUUAGUUGCCCUGGCUGUGUGUUUCGGGUCGUUGUCAUGCUGGAAGACCCAGCCACGACCCAUCUUCAAUGCUCUUACUGAGGGAAGGAGGUUGUUGGCCAAGAUCUCGUGAUACAUGGCCCCAUCCAUCCUCCCCUCAAUACGGUGCAGUCGUCCUGUCCCCUUUGCAGAAAAGCAUCCCUAAAGAAUGAUGUUUCCACCUCCAUGCUUCACAGUUGUGAUGGUGUUCUUGGGGUUGUACUCAUCCUUCUUCUUCCUCCAAACACGGCGAGUGGAGUUUAGACCAAAAAUCUCUAUUUUUGUCUCAUCAGACCACAUGACCUUCUCCCAUUCCUCCUCUGGAUCAUCCAGAUGGUCAUUGGCAAAUUUCAGACGAGCCUGGACAUGCGCUGGCUUGAGCAGGGGGACCUUGCGUGCGCUGCAGGAUUUUAAUCCAUGACGGCGUAGUGUGUUACUAAUGGUUUUCUUUGAGAUUGUGGUCCCAGCUCUCUUCAGGUCAUUGACCAGGUCCUGCCGUGUAGUUCUGGGCUGAUCCCUCACCUUCCUCAUGAUCAUUGAUGCCCCACGAGGUGAGAUCUUGCAUGGAGCCCCAGACCGAGGGUGAUUGACUGUCAUCUUGAACUUCUUUCAUUUUCUAAUAAUUGCGCCAACAGUUGUUGCCUUCUCACCAAGCUGCUUGCCUAUUGUCCUGUAGCCCAUCCCAGCCUUGUGCAGGUCUACAAUUUUAUCCCUGAUGUCCUUACACAGCUCUCUGGUCUUGGCCAUUGUGGAGAGGUUGGAGUCUGUUUGAUUGAGUGUGUGGGCAGGUGUCUUUUAUACAGGUAACGAGUUCACACAGGUGCAGUUAAUACAGGUAAUGAGUGGAGAACAGGAGGGCUUCUUAAAGAAAAACUAACAGGUCUGUGAGAGACGGAAUUCUUACUGGUUGGUAGGUGAUCAAAUACUUAUGUCAUGCAAUAAAAUGCAAAUUAAUUACUUAAAAAUCAUACAACGUGAUUUUCUGGAUUUUUGUUUUAGAUUCCGUCUCUCACAGUUGAAGUGUACCUAUGAUAAAAAUUACAGACCUCUACAUGCUUUGUAAGUAGGAAAACCUGCAAAAUCGGCAGUGUAUCAAAUACUUGUUCUCCCCACUGUAUAUAUUUAAAAGUUUACUAAUCUUUCUUAUACAGUGGGGAGAACAAGUAUUUGAUACACUGCCGAUUUUGCAGGUUUUCCUACUUACAAAGCAUGUAGAGGUCUGUAAUUUUUAUCAUAGGUACACUUCAACUGUGAGAGACGGAAUCUAAAACAAAAAUCCAGAAAAUCACAUUGUAUGAUUUCUAAGUAAUUAAUUUGCAUUUUAUUGCAUGACAUAAGUAUUUGAUCACCUACCAACCAGUAAGAAUUUCGUCUCUCACAGACCUGUUAGUUUUUCUUUAAGAAGCCCUCCUGUUCUCCACUCAUUACCUGUAUUAACUGCACCUGUUUGAACUCGUUACCUGUAUAAAAGACACCUGUCCACACACUCAAUCAAACAGACUCCAACCUCUCCACAAUGGCCAAGACCAGAGAGCUGUGUAAGGACAUCAGGGAUACAAUUGUAGACCUGCACAAGGCUGGGAUGGGCUACAGGCCAAUAGGUAAGCAGCUUGGUGAGAAGGCAACAACUGUUGGCGCAAUUAUUAGAAAAUGGAAGAAGUUCAAGAUGACGGUCAAUCACCCUCGGUCUGGGGCUCCAUGCAAGAUCUCACCUCGUGGGGCAUCAAUGAUCAUGAGGAAGGUGAGGGAUCAGCCCAGAACUACACGGCAGGACCUGGUCAAUGACCUGAAGAGAGCUGGGACCACAGUCUCAAAGAAAACCAUUAGUAACACACUACGCCGUCAUAGAUUAAAAUCCUGCAGCGCACGCAAGGUCCCCCUGCUCAAGCCAGCGCAUGUCCAGGCCCGUCUGAAGUUUGCCAAUGACCAUCUGGAUGAUCCAGAGGAGGAAUGGGAGAAGGUCAUGUGGUCUGAUGAGACAAAAAUAGAGCUUUUUGGUCUAAACUCCACUCGCCGUGUUUGGAGGAAGAAGAAGGAUGAGUACAACCCCAAGAACACAAUCCCAACCGUGAAGCAUGGAGGUGGAAACAUCAUUCUUUGGGGAUGCUUUUCUGCAAAGGGGACAGGACGACUGCACCGUAUUGAGGGGAGGAUGGAUGGGGCCAUGUAUCACGAGAUCUUGGCCAACAACCUCCUUCCCUCAGUAAGAGCAUUGAAGAUGGGUCGUGGCUGGGUCUUCCAGCAUGACAACGACCCGAAACACACAGCCAGGGCAACUAAGGAGUGGCUCCGUAAGAAGCAUCUCAAGGUCCUGGAGUGGCCUAGCCAGUCUCCAGACCUGAACCCAAUAGAAAAUCUUUGGAGGGAGCUGAAAGUCUGUAUUGCCCAGCGACAGCCCCGAAACCUGAAGGAUCUGGAGAAGGUCUGUAUGGAGGAGUGGGCCAAAAUCCCUGCUGCAGUGUGUGCAAACCUGGUAAAGACCUACAGGAAACGUAUGAUCUCUGUAAUUGCAAACAAAGGUUUCUGUACCAAAUAUUAAGUUCUGCUUUUCUGAUGUAUCAAAUACUUAUGUCAUGCAAUAAAAUGCAAAUGAAUUACUUAAAAAUCAUACAAUGUGAUUUUCUGGAUUUUUGUUUUAGAUUCCGUCUCUCACAGUUGAAGUGUACCUAUGAUAAAAUUACAGACCUCUACAUGCUUUGUAAGUAGGAAAACCUGCAAAAUCGGCAGUGUAUCAAAUACUUGUUCUCCCCACUGUAUCUCUCACAUAUAGGACAGACAAUUCAGAACAAGCUUCCUUUGAUUUUUUUCUGGGGACAAUCUGUUGUUCCAUGUAGUGAAUAUUUUAUUCAAUGCGUUUGUAUGGGUUAAUAGCAGUAAGGCCAAAUACAAUUUUUCAUCAAAAUGUUUUAUACACUGCUCAAAAAAAUAAAGGGAACACUAAAAUAACACAUCCUAGAUCUGAAUGAAUGAAAUAAUCUUAUUAAAUACUUUUUUCUUUACAUAGUUGAAUGUGCUGACAACAAAAUCAAACAAACAUUAUCAAUGGAAAUCAAAUUUAUCAACCCAUGGAUGUGACACUCUGGCUCCGGGACUUUUGUAUUUGAGCCAGGGUGUAUUUGUUUUGUUGGGUUUUGUUGUGGGGUUUGUUGUAUAGGGUGUAUUCGGUUGGUUGUGUUUUGGGUGAGUUAAUUGUGGUGUCGUGUGACUCCCAAUCGGAGGUAACGAGUGUCAGCUGUCGGCUCGUUAUCUCUGAUUGGGAGCCAUAUUUAAACUAUUUGUGUUCUCAUGAGGGUUGUGGGUUUUUGUUCCGUUUCGGUUAGUUAACCGUGGACUUCAUGAGUCGUCUUUUGUUUUGUAGUUACGUGCUUUCUUUAUUAAAGUCAUCAUGUUCACUCAACGCGCUGCGUAUUGGUCUGCUCCCUUUAUAGACGAUCGUGACAGAAAAACCCACCAUAGAAGGACCAAGCAGCGUAUCCAGGAACACCCGCAGGAGAGAACGCUGGUGGAUGUCCUCCUCGGCUGGGGACAUAUUACGCAGGAGGAGGCCGUCCGGUACCGGAGGGCGAUGACGGGGGAGAACCUGGCAGGAGAGGAGCAACGGCGUCGGCAGGGCCAUCGUCGGAGGGACGAGAGGCAACCCCAAAAAGUUUUUUGGGGGGGGCACAUGGCUUGGGCGGCUGGGCAGCAGGAGGCUGCCACAGGGAGACGUGGAGAGAAGGCUAUCGGAUUACGGGAGCCAUUGGCGAGUAGAGGAAGGGAAGUUGUUGCGGCACGGCGUGAGAGACUGAUGUGUGUUACCAGUCCGGUCCGGCCCGUUCCUGAUCCCCAGUUAAAGCCAGUGGUGUGUGUUCCCAGUACGGACCGGCCUGUUCCUACUCCACGCAUCAAGCCCACGGUGUGCGUCGCCAGUACAGCCCGGCCUGUUCCUGCCACUCGCACCAAACCUACGGUGCGCGUCGCCAGCCCGACCCGGCCUGUUCCUGCCACUCGCACCAAACAUACGGUGCGCGUCGCCAGCCCGGUCCGGCCUGUUCCUGCCACCCGCACCAGGUCUACGGUGUGCGUCGCCAGCCGAGCCCGGCCUGUUCCUGCUCCCCGCACUAGCCCUGAGAUGCGUGUCCUCAGCCCGGGACCACCAGUUCCGGCACCACGCACUAGGCCUUAUGUGCGUCCCCAGGGUCCAGCAUGCCCUGUUCCUUCUCCCCGCACUAGCCCUGAGAUGCGUGUCCUCAGCCCGGGACCACCAGUUCCGGCACCACGCACCAGGCCUAUAGUGCGUCUCGGCCGGCCAGAGUCUGCCGUCUGCCCAACGGCGCCUGAACUGCCCGUCUGCCCAACGGCGCCUGAACUGCCCGUCUGCCCAACGGCGCUUGAACUGCCCGUCUGCCCAACGGCGCCUGAACUGCCUGUCUGCCCAACGCCGUCUGAACUGUCCGUCUGCCAAGCGCUGCAUAAGCCGCCCGUCUGCCAUGAGCCUUCAGAGCCGUCCGCCAGACCGGAGCCGCUAAAGCCUUCCGCCAGACAGGAUCAGCCAGAGCCUUCCGCCAGACAGGAUCAGCCAGAGCCUUCCGCCAGACAGGAUCAGCCAGAGCCUUCCGCCAGACAGGAUCAGCCAGAGCCUUCCGCCAGACAGGAUCAGCCAGAGCCUUCCGCCAGACAGGAUCAGCCAGAGCCUUCCGCCAGACAGGAUCAGCCAGAGCCUUCCGCCAGACCGGAUCAGCCAGAGCCUUCCGCCAGACAGGAUCAGCCAGAGCCUUCGGCCAGACGGGAUCAGCCAGAUCCGUCAGCCUGCCAUGAGCAGCCAGAUCCGUCGGCCAGCCAUGAGCAGCCAGAUCCGUCGGCCAGCCAUGAGCAGCCAGAUCCGUCGGCCAGCCAUGAGCAGCCAGAUCCGUCAGCCAGCCAUGAGCAGCCAGAUCCGUCAGCCAGCCAUGAGCAGCCAGAUCCGUCGGCCAGCCAUGAGCAGCCAGAUCCGUCGGCCAGCCAUGAGCAGCCAGAUCCGUCGGCCAGCCAUGAGCAGCCAGAUCCGUCGGCCAGCCAUGAGCAGCCAGAUCCGUCAGCCAGCCAUGAGCAGCCAGAUCCUUCAGCCAGCCAUGAGCCGUCCAGCCAGGAUCCGCCAGAGCCGUCCAGCCAGGAUCCGCCAGAGCCAGCCAGCCAGGAUCCGCCAUUGAGUCCGGUGCUGUCCCUUAGCCCGGUGCUGUCCCUUAGCCCGGUGCUGCCCCUUAGUCCGGUACUGCCCCUUAGUCCGGUGCUGCCCCUUAGUCCGGUGCUGCCCUUUAGUCCGGUGCCGCCCCUUAAUCCAGGUGGGGUAAGUUGGAGGGUGGUCAUGUGGAGGAGGCUAGGGAAGCGGGUGGUGACUAAGGUGGGGUGGGGACCACGACCAGGGCCAGAACCGCCACCGUGGACAGACGCCCACCCAGACCCUCCCCUAGACUGUAUGCUGGUGCGCCCGGAGUGCGCACCUUUAGGGGGGGGUACUGUGACACUCUGGCUCCGGGACUUUUGUAUUUGAGCCAGGGUGUAUUUGUUUUGUUGGGUUUUGUUGUGGGGUUUGUUGUAUAGGGUGUAUUCGGUUGGUUGUGUUUUGGGUGAGUUAAUUGUGGUGUCGUGUGACUCCCAAUCGGAGGUAACGAGUGUCAGCUGUCGGCUCGUUAUCUCUGAUUGGGAGCCAUAUUUAAACUAUUUGUGUUCUCAUGAGGGUUGUGGGUUUUUGUUCCGUUUCGGUUAGUUAACCGUGGACUUCAUGAGUCGUCUUUUGUUUUGUAGUUACGUGCUUUCUUUAUUAAAGUCAUCAUGUUCACUCAACGCGCUGCGUAUUGGUCUGCUCCCUUUAUAGACGAUCGUGACAAUGGAGGUCUGGAUUUCGAAUCACCCUCAAAAUUAAAGUGGAAAACCACACUACAGGCUGAUCCAACUUUGAUGCAAUGUCCUUAAAACAAGUCAAAAUGAGGCUCAGUAGUGUGUGUGGCCUCCACGUGCCUGUAUGACCUCCCUACAACACCUGGGCAUGCUCCUGAUGAGGUGGCGGAUGGUCUCCUGAGGGAUCUCCUCCCAGACCUGGACUAAAGCAUCCGCCAACUCCUGGACAGUCUGUGGUGUAACGUGGCGUUGGUGGAUGGAGCGAGACAUGAUGUCCCAGAUGUGCUCAGUUGGAUUCAGGUCUGGGGAACGGGCGGGCCAGUCCAUAGCAUCAAUGCCUUCCUCUUGCAGGAACUGCUGACAAACUCCAGCCACAUGAGGUCUAGCAUUGUCUUGCAUUAGGAGGAACCCAGGGCAAACCGCACCAGCAUAUGGUCUCACAAGGGGUCUGAGGAUCUCAUCUCGGUACCUAAUGGCAGUCAGGCUACCUCUGGCGAGCACAUGGAGGGCUGUGCGGCCCCCCCAAAGAAAUGCCACCCCACACCAUGACUGACCCACCGCCAAACCGGUCAUGCUGGAGGAUGUUGCAGGCAGCAGAACGUUCUCCACGGCGUCUCCAGACUCUGUCACGUCUGUCACAUGUGCUCAGUGUGAACCUGCUUUCAUCUGUGAAGAGCACAGGGCGCCAGUGGCGAAUUUGCCAAUCUUGGUGUUCUCUGGCAAAUGCCAAACGUCCUGCACGGUGUUGGGCUGUAAGCACAACCCCCACCUGUGGACGUCGGGCCCUCAUACCACCCUCAUGGAGUCUGUUUCUGACCGUUUGAGCAGACACAUGCACAUUUGUGGCCUGCUGGAGGUCAUUUUGCAGGGCUCUGGCAGUGCUCCUCCUGCUCCUCCUUGCACAAAGGUGGAGGUAGCAGUCCUGCUGCUGGGUUGUUGCCCUCCUACGGCCUCCUCCACGUCUCCUGAUGUACUGGCCUGUCUCCUGGUAGCACCUCCAUGCUCUGGACACUACGCUGACAGACACAGCAAACCUUCUUGCCACAGCUCGCAUUGAUGUGCCAUCCUGGAUGAGCUGCACUACCUGAGCCACUUGUGUGGGUUGUAGACGCCGUCUCAUGCUACCACUAGAGUGAAAGCACCGCCAGCAUUCAAAAGUGACCAAAACAUCAGCCAGGAAGCAUAGGAACUGAGAAGUGGUCUGUGGUCACCACCUGCAAAACCAGUCCUUUAUUGGGGGUGUCUUGUUAAUUGCCUAUAAUUUCCACCUGUUGUCUAUUCCAUUUGCACAACAGCAUGUGAAAUGUAUUGUCAAUCAGGGUUGCUUCCUAAGUGGACAGUUUGAUUUCACAGAAGUGUGAUUGACUUGGAGUUACAUUGUGUUGUUUAAGUGUUCCCUUUAUUUUUUUGAGCAGUGUAUAUAUAUUUUUGAUACUUCAAGGGGUCUUAAAGGUAAAAAUAAAAUAGCUAAAUUAUCCUUGUUAUGACCAUCUUAAAACUAUGCCAAAGCUUAUUAUUUAGUUUAACACUUAUUUGGUUACUACAUGAUUCCAUAUGUGAUGUUUCAUAGUUCUGAUGUCUUCACUAUUAUUCUACAAUAUAGAAAAUAGGAAAAAUAAAUGAAAACCCUGGAAUGAGUAGGUGUGUCCAAACUUUUGACUGGUACUGCAUUCAGAAAGUAUUCAGACCCCUUCACUUUUUCCACAUUUUGUUACGUUACAGCCUUAUUCUAAAAUUGAUUAAAUCAAGGUUUUUCCUCAUCAAUCUACACACAAUACCCCAUAAUGACAAAGUGAAAACAGGUUUUUAGAAAGUUUUGCAAAUGUAUUAAAAAUAAAAAACAGAAAUACCUUAUUUACAUAAGUAUUCAGACCCUUGGCUAUGAGACUCGAAAUUGAACUCAGGUGGAUCCUGUUUCCAUUUAACAUCCUUGAGAUAUUUCUACAACUUGAUUGGAGUCCACCUGUGGUAAAUUCAAUUGAUUGGACAUGAUUUGGAAAGGCACACACCUGUCUAUAUAAGGUCCCACAGUUAACAGUGCAAAAAAACCAAGCCAUGAGGUUGAAGGAAUUGUUGUAGAGCUCCGAGACAAGAUUGUGUCGAGGCACAGAUCUGGGGAAGGGUACCAAAACAUUUCUGCAGCAUUGAAGGUCCCCAAGAACACAGCGGGCUCCAUCAUUCUUAAAUGGAAGAACUGAGCAAUCGGGGGAGAAGGGCCUUGGUCAGGGAGGUGACCAAUACCCGAUGUCCACUCUGACAGAGCUCCAGAGUUCCUCUGUGGUUAUUGGGAGAACCUUCCAGAAGGACAACCAUCUCUGCAGCACUCCACCAAUCAGGCCUUUAUGGUAGAGUGGCCAGACGGAAACCACUCCUCAGUAAAAGCCACAUGACAGCCCGCUUGAAGUUUGCCAAAAGGCACCUAAAGACUCUCAGACCAUGAGAAACAAGAUUCUCUGGUCUGAUGAAACCAAGAUUGAACUCUUUGGCCUGUAUGCCAAGCGUCACAUUUGGAGGAAACCUGGCACCAUCCCCACGGUGAAGCAUGGUGGUGGCAGCAUCAUGCUGUGCGGAUGUUUUUCAGCGGCAUGGACUGGGAGACUAGUCAGGAUCGAGGGAAAGAUGAACGGAGCAAAGUACAGAGAGAUCCUUGAUGAAAACCUGCUCCAGAGCGAUCAGGACCUCAGACUGGGGCGAAGGUUUACCUUCCAACAGGACAACGACUCUAAGCACACAGCCAAGACAAUGCAGGAGUGGCUUCGGGAAAAGUCUCUGAAUGUCAUUUAGUGAACCAGCCAGAGCCCGGACUUGAACCCGAUCGAACAUCUCUGGAGAGACCUGAAAAUAGCUGUGCAGCGACGCUCCCCAUCCAACCUGACAGAUCUUGAGAGGAUCUGCAGAGAAGAAUGGGAGAAACUUCCCAAAUACAGGUGUGCCAAGCUUGUUUCGUCAUACCCAAGAAGACACAAGGCUGUAAUCAGUCCUUCAACAAAGUACUGAGUAAAGGGUCUGAAUACUUAUGUAAAUGUGAUAUUUGUUUAUUUAUUUUUAAUACAUUUGCAAAAAUUUCUAAAAACCUGUUGUUGCUUUGUCAUUAUGUGAUAUUGUGUUUAGAUUGAUGAGGGGAAAAAACGAUUUAAUCCAUUUUAGAAUAAGGCCAUCUACCUACUUUUUCAUCUAUAACCGUUGGUUAUAGAACUGUUGGUUCCAGAACUGUUGGUUCCAGAACUGUUGGUUCCAGAACUGUUGGUUAUAGAACUGUUGGUUCCAGAACUGUUGGUUCCAGAACUGUUGGUUAUAGAACUGUUGGUUAUAGAACUGUUGGUUAUAGAACUGUUGGUUCCAGAACUGUUGGUUAUAGAACUGUUGGUUAUAGAACUGUUGGUUAUAGAACUGUUGGUUAUAGAACUGUUGGUUAUAGAACUGUUGGUUCCAGAACUGUUGGUUAUAGAACUGUUGGUUAUAGAACUGUUGGUUAUAGAACUGUUGGUUCCAGAACCGUUGGUUAUAGAACUGUUGGUUCCAGAACCGUUGGUUAUAGAACUGUUGGUUCCAGAACCGUUGGUUAUAGAACUGUUGGUUCCAGAACCGUUGGUUAUAGAACUGUUGGUUCCAGAACCGUUGGUUAUAGAACUGUUGGUUCCAGAACUGUUGGUUCCAGAACCGUUGGUUCCAGAACCGUUGGUUAUAGAACUGUUGGUUCCAGUGCGCCUGUUUUGCGCACUGGACUGUUUUGAUCCAUUACUGCGUAACUCUGUUUUCCGGAAUAAAUCUAGUUUUUUUGUGAUUUACCCUCCUGCGCCUGACUCCUUCAAAUCACCCAUCACAAUAACUAUAACCAGUCACUACAUUUUUGUCAUUUUAGCAGACAGUCUUAUCCAGUGCAUACCUCAUUUAUUUUUCAUACUGGCCCCCCGUGUUUUGUAUACAUCUGGCCCUUCAUUGGACACUGUGUUAACAAACCUCCAAACGAGCUUCAAUGCCAUACAACAAUCCUUCAGUAGCCUCCAACUGCUCUUAAACACUAGUAAAACUAAAUGCAUGCUUUUCAAUCGAACGCUGCUGGCACCCGCCCACCCGACUAGAAUCACCACUCUCGACGGGUCUGACCUAGAGUAUGUGGACAACUACAAAUACCUAGGUGUCUGGUUAGACUGUAAACUCAACUUCCAGACUCACAUAAAUAAUCUCCAAUCCAAAGUUAAAUCUAGAAUCGGCUUCCUAUUUCGCAACAAAGCCUCCUUCACUCAUGCUGCCAAACAUGCCCUCGUAAAACUGACUAUCCUACCGAUCCUUGACUUCGGCGAUGUCAUUUACAAAAUAGCCUCCAACACUCUACUCAGCAAAUUGGAUGUAGUCUAUCACAGUGCCAUCCGUUUUGUCUCCAAAGCCCCAUACACUACCCACCACUGUGACCUGUACGCUCUUGUUGGCUGGUCCUCACUACAUGUUCGUCGUCAAACCCACUGGCUCCAGGCCAUCUAUAAAUCACUGCUAGGCAAAUCCCCGCCUUAUCUUAGCUCAUUGGUCACCAUAGCAGCACCCACCCGUAGUCUGCGCUCCAGCAGGUAUAUCUCACUGGUCAUUCCCAAAGCCAACACCUCCUUUGGCCGCCAUUCCUUCCAGUUCUCUGCUGCCAAUGACUGGAACGAAUUGCAAAAAUCUCUGAAGCUGGAGACUCUUAUCUCCCUCAAUAACUUUAAGCAUCAGUUGUCAGAGCACCUUACCGAUCACUGCACCUGUACACAGCCCAUCUGAAAUUAGCCCACCCAACUACCUCAUCCCUAGAUUGUUAUUUAUUUUGCUCUUUUGCACCCCAGUAUCUCUAUUUGCACAUAAUCUCUUGCACAUCUAGCAUUCCAGUGUUAAUACUAUUGUAAUUAUUUUGCACUAUAGCCUAUUUAUUGCCUUACCUCCAUAACUUGCUACAUUUGCACACACUGUAUAUAUAUUUUCUGUUGUAUUUUUGACUUUAUGUUUUUUACCCCAUAUGUAACUCUGUGUUGUUUUUAUUGCACUGCUUUGCUUUAUCUUGGCCAGGUCGCAGUUGUAAAUGAGAACCUGUUCUCAACUGGCUUACCUGGUUAAAUAAAGGUGAAAUAAAAAAAUAAAAAAUAAAACCACAACACUGGCGUUGCAAACGCUAUGCUCUACCAACUGAGCUACAUCCCUGCCGGCCAUUCCCUCCCCUACCCUGGACGACGCUGGGCCAAGUGUGCGCCGCCCGAUGGGUCUGGAUUCGAACCAGGAUCUCUAGCAGCACAGCAACAAUGCAGUGCCUUAGACCACUGCGCCACUCGGGAGGUUGCAGACACUACCACUACUAUAACUAUAACCAGUCACUACCACUACUGUAACUAUAACCAGACACUACCACUACUAUAACUAUAACCAGUCACUACCAUUACUACUGCAGUCACUACCACUACUAUAACUAUAACCAGUCACUACCAUUACUACUGCAGUCACUACCACUUCUAUAACUAUAACCAGACACUACCACGACUUUCACUAUAACCAGUCACAACCAUUACUACUGUAGACACUACCACUACUAUAACUAUAACCAGACACUACCACCACUAUAACUAUAACCAGUCAAUACCAUUACUACUGGAGUCACUACCACUACUAUAUCUAUAACCAGUCACUACCAAUAAUGUAACUAUAACCAGUCACUACCACUACUAUAACUAUAACCAGUCACUACCACUACUGUAACUUAUUUCAAAACCUUUUCUUCAGGUUAAGUGACUGGUUAUAGUUAUAGUAGUGGAGUUUUGUAGGUUAUUAAAAAAAUGGAGGGCACUAAACCUGUAGACAGAUUUACCUAGAUCCAUAUAGACUAGAGGGACCUCAAGAGUUAACCAAUCCAGCGAGUGGGUUUGGUAGCUCAUUCUUUUAUACAUUAGCAACAAAGUGAGGUAAGUUGGAAGCUUGUGGAGCAGAGCUUUGUAAAGUGAUCUACAGGGCCUUAAUGAGGACCAGCCGACCUUCUGAUACAGGAUGCAGUGGUGAGUAUUAAACCUGUCACCUGUGAUAAAGCGAAGGGCGCUAUGGUAGAUGGCACCCAAAGGUUUUAGAGUAGUGGCUGCUGCAUCAUUCUGGUGUCACCAUAGUCAAGAGCUGGCAGGAAGUUGACUGUACAAUCUGCUUCCUGCUGUUUGUUUAAAGAGUUGAGCCAACUGUUUUAUUUUUGGGAUUGUUCUAAUUCUAGACAUACAGUUAGCCUACAUGUGGCAUUAUUUAAAUAUUCCCCAUGUAAUGUUAAUGGGACGCUAACAUGGCUACCAUAGAAUUACUAAAGAAAAGUCUUACCAGGAUGAUAGAUAUCUGACAAGACACAAACACAGGAAAGAGAGGAAACAGUGUUGAUCCACAAACUGAGCCCAGUCAAACCCAGCCCCAUCCUAACCCAGCUCAGCCCCAGCCUAACCCAGCUCAGUCCCAGCCUAACCCAGCCUAACCCAGUCCCAGCCUAACCCAGUCUAACCCAGCUCAGUCCCAGCCUAACCCAGCCUAACCCAGCCCAGCCCCAGCCUAACCCAGCUCAGUCCCAGACUAACCCAGCUCAGUCCCAGCCUAACCCAGCCUAACCCAGUCCCAGCCUAACCCAGUCUAACCCAGCUCAGUCCCAGCCUAACCCAGCCUAACCCAGCCCAGCCCCAGCCUAACCCAGCUCAGUCCCAGACUAACCCAGCUCAGUCCCAGCCUAACACAGCCUAACCCAGCCCAGCCCCAGCCUAACCCAGCACGGUCCCAGCCUAACCCAGCCUAACCCAGCCCAGCCCCAGCCUAACCCAGCUCAGUCCCAGCCUAACCCAGCCUAACCCAGCCCAGCCCCAGCCUAACCCAGCUCAGUCCCAACCUAACCCAGUCUAACCCAGCCCAGCCCUAGCCUAACCCAGCCCCAGCCUAACCCAGUCUAACCCAGCCCCAGCCUAACCCAUCUCAGUCCCAGCCUAACCCAGUCUAACCAAGCCCAGCCCCAGCCUAACCCAGCCCAGUCCAGCGUAACCCAGUCCAGCCCCAGGCUAGAUGGAGAUGGAGGGCCAGAUAACUACAGAGAAGAUAACAACCCAGGACUGGGAUAAACAUCUGCCCCACAUCUCCAAACACACACCAAUCACACUCCUGGCUGCCACAGAGAGGGAGACUACACACACACACACAACUGAACAGAAACAUGUUAAAGGGAACAGACUAAACACCGAAAGUGAGGACACCAUUCAAGAAACAACACAUGCCUAUUAGACUAAAUAAAGGUGAGCUGCUAAGAAGUUUUAUAAUACCAGAAGGCAGUCCUGAUAGUCCUGUUAUUAAGAGAAGAGUUCCUCAGAUAGCCAGUGGAAGUGGGUUUUAUUCAGUGUCGACUGCUAGAGUGUGUUGGUGCAGAUUAGAAUUCCUAAAAAAUCUGUUGUUUCCUCUGUAGUUGGGAAAGGAAGUAGAACUGUGCUCCUCUUCUGCUGCUCUUGUUUACUGGAGCUGGCCUUCCUGUUUUGAGAUUCCUACUGAUAGCGCUAAGAACUCUCUCUCUCUCUUUUUCCUCUGUCUCCGUCUCUCUCUCUCUGUCGUUCUCAGGCCCUCUCUCUCUUUUUCCUCUGUCUCCGUCUCCCUCUCUCUUUCAUUCUCAGGCCCUCUCUCUCUUUUUCCUCUGUCUCCGUCUCCCUCUCUCUGUCGUUCUCAGGCUCUCUCUCUCUCUUUUUCCUCUGUCUCCGUCUCCCUCUCUCUGUCGUUCUCAGGCUCUCUCUCUCUUUUUCCUCUGUCUCCGUCUCCCUCUCUCUGUCGUUCUCAGGCUCUCUCUCUCUCUGGUCCUUUUCUUCUUUCUAUCCCUCUCUUUCUUCUCCCCUCCCUCUCUCUCCUCUUCCCCUCCCUCUCUCUCCUCUUCCUCUUUCUCUCUCUCCUCUAGAUAAGGUAG
Messenger RNA from Coregonus sp. 'balchen', 17961 nucleotides. NCBI's taxonomy places the organism in Eukaryota, Metazoa, Chordata, Actinopteri, Salmoniformes, Salmonidae. The record is from the annotation of a GenBank genome assembly.